AUGAUAGCGUCCUGUGGGGCGCCCUGGCAGGACAGCGAGGAGGUGCAGGCGCAGUGUCUCAGAGGCACGGCCAUUCCUGACGCCCUCAUGGGAGUCCCCUACACCAACACCUCCACUAACAGGAAGACUAACUUGGAGGAGGAGGCAGUAGACACCUGCCCAAACGAUAAUUACUCCCAACUUGCACGUGUUUUGGUCUCCGUUUGUUUACCUCUCUGGCGGUCGACUGGAGGCGGUCCCCCAAAUUUUAUCCUUUUUCCAGUUUUCUCCUCACAAUGGCGGGACGGCGACGACAGAUUCGAUGGGAUGCUUUUGGCAAUGGCUCAGCAGCACACUGGAGGAGUCAUUGAGUUGCUGGACACCUUCUUCAGCUUCCUCGCACGGAAAACGGAUUUCUACACAGGUGCUCCAGAGGACACAGGGGAGAAGAUGGUGGUAGACACGUUUAAGAAGUACCAGAAGGUUGCGUUGGCAGCUCACGACAAGAAGAAGGCCGAAUAUGAAGAGAUGGAGAGGAGGAAGGAGGAGAGGAGGAGGAGGAAGAAGGAGGAGGAGGAGAGGAGGAAGAUGUCCGAACCAAAGAUUAAGGAACUCACGGAGGAGGAGGCCAAGGAACUGCAGGAGAAGAUGGACCAGGUGGGUGUUAGGUCAGGUCACGCAAGAGUGGCCCCCCCAGCCAGCACAGAGGCGCCCCCCACGGCUGGCGAGGAGGAAGCUGAUGAUGACGACGAGCAGGACGAGAAGAACAAGGGCAAGCUGAAGCCCAACGCUGGCAACGGCUGUGACCUGGACCACUACCGCUGGACGCAGACCCUGCAGGAGGUGGAGGUAGCCGUCCCCCUCCCAAUGAAGGUGAAGAGCAGGGACGUGGUGGUGGAGUGGGGGCGGCGCUCCCUCAAGGUGGGGCUUCGGGGGGCUCCUCCGAUUAUAGAUGGUACUCUUUAUAACGAGGUCAAAGUGGAGGAGUGCAACUGGUACCUGGAGGGGUCAUGUAACGUUGUGCUGUCUCUGGAGAAGAUCAACCGUAUGGAAUGGUGGUCGAAACUGGUGACCUCUGACCCGGAGAUAAAUACGCAAAAGGUCAACCCGGAGCCGUCCAAACUCGGUGACCUUGACGGAGAGACGAGAGGAAUGGUAGAGAAAAUGAUGUACGAUCAGCGGCAGAAGGAAAUGGGCUUACCAACUUCAGAUGAGCAGAAGAAGCAGGACGUGUUGAAGAAGUUUAUGGAACAACACCCAGAGAUGGACUUUUCAAAAUGUAAGUUUAGUUAAAAGAGAAUGAAAAUAAAGAUGGAAAUAGAAGAAAAAUGAAGAUAAUGAAAGAAAAUGGAGGAAAAAAGAAAAACGAAAGAAGAAGAAGAAGAAGAAACGAAAGGAAUAAAGAAAAAAAUGAAGAAUUGAAAGAAGAAGA
Scylla paramamosain (green mud crab) is the source of this 1411-nucleotide messenger RNA. It is a transcript of the gene nudC, whose product is annotated as nuclear migration protein nudC-like. Gene Ontology annotation, biological process: protein folding. Gene Ontology annotation, cellular component: cytoplasm. The record is from RefSeq and is a predicted model, not a curated record. Lineage: Eukaryota; Metazoa; Arthropoda; Malacostraca; Decapoda; Portunidae. The transcript has 8 exons. Bases 1 to 1272 code for a protein of 423 amino acids.